CAUUCUCCAGUGACACCGAGGCACGUUGUGCUGAACGCAACAACACCGGACAGAAAGAUAUAUUGUAUUUCAAGAAUGUUGGCUUGUAAAUUGAGUCUGCGCCGCUGAGCACGUCUGUUGAACUAACUCGUUCAGUCGAACCUGGAACACUGGAGCAGAGAGCAUGACAGAGGAGCGGCUGCUGUUUAUCGGUAACAUCUCAACAGAACCCACAACAUACACACAUGCAUCUAUUGAACCAAAGUCAAACCGCUCUGGUCCCGUCUCCGAGGACCGAGCGGAGACGCUCAGUGACAACACCUUCAGGUUUAACUUCCUCGCUGACGACGCUCCAGCCCUCCAGGAGGAGACGUUUCCUCCUUCAGUCGCUGGGACCGACCCGGGAGCAGCCUGGACAUCCAGCACAGGACAGGGCUCUGCUUUUACUUUCCACUUUGACAUUCCUCCAGUUGAAGACAUGGAGACGACAGAGACCCGAGACAUUUGCUCUCCGAUCAGCCGACUCUGUGUCCCAGAGGAAACGCCUGCCCGACACCAGGAGAUUAACUCUCCAGCUGAGCCGUCACCGCAAUCAAAAGCAAAGAAGAAGAAGAAGAAAUCUGGAAAGAAAAACCUCUCGGAUAGCGCUGAGGCACAGCAGACGCCGAGUUCAGCCGAGGGGAGUCAAGGCGGCGAGGACCCCGAGCUGAGUGCAGAGGAGCAGCUGAACCGACAGCUGGACUGGUGCAUCGAGCAGCUGGAAUCGGGAAUGGGGUCCCAGAGGGCGACACCAAAACAGAAGGAGGAAGCCUCUCGCUCCCUGAAGACUCUACGGAGCGCAAAAGCUCCACUGGCCAAGAAGAGGCAGGUGAUGAGAGCCAUGACCGGAGAUUACAGGAAAAAAAUGGAUGAGGAGAAGAGCAAGCAGUACAAACUAAUUCAAAAUGAAAUGGCAUCAGCUAAGGUCAAAGUGGUUUCAAAUUCUCCAAAGAAGUCAUCUUUCCACCGGAGAGCUGAGGCCAAGAAGCAGACUCCAUCCACCGAGGAGGACCUGGAUGCUGCCCACCUGGAUGCUGCCCACCUGCAUGCUGCCCACCUGGAUGCUGCCCACCUGGAUGCUGCCCACCUGCAUGCUGCCCACCUGGAUGCUGCCCACCUGGAUGCUGCCCACCUGGAUGCUGCCCACCUGCAUGCUGCCCACCUGGAUGCUGCCCACCUGGAUGCUGCCCACCUGCAUGCUGCCCACCUGCAUGCUGCCCACCUGGAUGCUGCCCACCUGCAUGCUGCCCACCUGGAUGCUGCCCACCUGGAUGCUGCCCACCUGGAUGCUGCCCACCUGCAUGCUGCCCACCUGGAUGCUGCCCACCUGGAUGCUGCCCACCUGGAUGCUGCCCACCUGGAUGCUGCCCACCUGCAUGCUGCCCACCUGGAUGCUGCCCACCUGGAUGCUGCCCACCUGCAUGCUGCCCACCUGCAUGCUGCCCACCUGGAUGCUGCCCACCUGGAUGCUGCCCACCUGGAUGCUGCCCACCUGCAUGCUGCCCACCUGGAUGCUGCCCACCUGCAUGCUGCCCCGGGCACACACCUGGAAAUACAGACGCAGGAAGAGACGCCAGCCUUCGUCUUUACCUCAUCAAAGGAGGAGUUUCACUUCAAUUUUCUCUGAUUUGAACCCCCUAGACACAUUUCCCCAAACAAAAUGUCGGCCUGUGCCAGUCGGCUGCAUUGGAGGUCAUGGAGAAUAACAUUCACACAUUUAACUCUUCAAUGGCUUCCUGCUUGUAUUAAAUAUCUUAAUAAAGGAUUUUUUAUUUGG
This is a messenger RNA of Pseudoliparis swirei, 1795 nucleotides long. RefSeq names its product chromosome 13 C8orf33 homolog (gene c13h8orf33). The transcript has 5 exons. The coding region runs from base 164 to 1645 and encodes 493 amino acids. The record is from RefSeq and is a predicted model, not a curated record. Lineage: Eukaryota; Metazoa; Chordata; Actinopteri; Perciformes; Liparidae.